Chaetomium strumarium is the source of this 2685-nucleotide messenger RNA. Its product is annotated as Afadin and alpha-actinin-binding-domain-containing protein. Bases 1 to 2685 code for a protein of 894 amino acids. Lineage: Eukaryota; Fungi; Ascomycota; Sordariomycetes; Sordariales; Chaetomiaceae. The transcript has 2 exons. The record is from RefSeq and is a predicted model, not a curated record.
AUGAUCGAGCCCGAGAACUUGCGUUCGGCCUCGCUGUACAUUAAUAACCAGCUGUUGUCCCGGGGCUUGCUGCGCGAUGGCAACAGCAUCGACUUCGCCUGCCCGGGCGAUAGUGACGGCGAGGUGGCCGAGACCAUGAGCCGCAUCAUGGCGGUGGUAAACGACCUUAUUCUGAGGCGGGAUCGCGAUGCCGAGCAGCGCGAAUCCCUCUCAGCGACGUUGCGGACACUCCGCGCCGAGUCCUUGCGGCAGGCCAACGACAUCCAGCGUCUGCAGGAGAAGCACGCCGAGGCACAGCGGAAGGUCGGCUUGAGCGAGGCUGCCGAGGCCACCAUGCGGACACACCUCAAAUCGGCGGAGGCGACAGUCCACCGCCUGAAAGAGGAGGCAGCUCGCACCAAGACACUCGUAGCCCAAACCAGAGCCUCCUGCGCAAACGAGGUGCGCAAAAGGGACCGUCAGAUCGAGAGCCUCAAGAAAGCCGUCACGGAAGCCGGCAGGGCAAGAGGCACCGGGAAGGGCACGGCUGUCGCAAGCAUCACGGUAGUGGGUGACGUUGGGUCAGAAUCCGAGCAUGGACUGCCCUCCGGCAGAGACGCCGCCGACCAUCAAGGCUACGACCUCCGCUCGGAGACGAACGCCUUCUUGGCUGAGCUCGCCAAGGGCCUCAGCGAGGAGAAUGAGGCUUUGCUCGACUUGGUGAGGAGGACAACGGAGGAGCUAAAGGAGAUGAGUGGCUGGGAGGUCACAAAUGGCACGCCGAUAGAGAACGGGGACGGGCACGCCCUGGCGCUCCCCUCCAGCCCGGCGGAGCUGUCGAUGGAAAUCCAUGCGGUGCUCGAACACUUGCGUACGAUCCUGACGAAUCCUUCCUUCGUCCCCAUCGAAGAAGUCGUGGUUCGCGAAGAUGAAAUCCACAGGUUGCGCGACGGCUGGGAGAAGAUGGAGACACGCUGGAAAGAGGCCGUCCAUCUCAUUGACGGCUGGCGCAAGAGGAUGCAGGCAAGCGGACGCCCUGUCAACGUCGAAGAGCUGAAGAUGGGGCUGCGGCUCAGCCCGGUGAAGGUGAACAACGUCGCAGAGACUUCCCACGGCUUUGACCUCCGGUUAGACGCCCUCCACGAGGAUGAAGAUGAAGAUGAGGACGAAGAUGAGGAAGACGAAGAGCGCGUGGAUUUGAUGCUGCGGCACUGCGAUGAAGAGCCUUUGGACUUGGUUCCGGAACCGGAGCUCGACGAUGGCGAUAGCGAUGCCUCCAGCGUGUUUGAUCACAACGUCGACGUUGACGAUCUCGACGUUGAGGAGCCGAACGUCGAGAUCCUCCAACAGUCUGUCAUGGCACCUCUUCCUCCGCCUCAUCAGCUGGGCCCACUUCGCGACUCGCCCUCGGCGGCGAAUAGAAGCGGGCGUCCGGAGUACAGAAGGCAACCGAGGUCUUUCACGACCAUCGCAGAAGAAAAAACAAACAACGUCGCGGCCGAGGACGCCCCGUUACCUCCGCCCCCUUCGGAAGAGAGACCGCAGCAGUCGCCACAAAAGAAGCCACUUUUAUCGCUACGACCAGUGCCUCCGGAAGAGGCGGCUGGGAUUGCUCUGCCUCCCUCUGCUGUUAUUGCGACACCGGACACUUCGGUCGAGAACACGUCGUUCAACUUCAACAAGCCGGGGGAUGAACCUACAGCAAAGCCCGCGACAACGUCUUCGAGGACCCAGACACGCCCGAUAUCCCCGGCAAAAAAGAAGGACAGCACGAAGAGGGACGCGAUGAAAAGGGGCGAGCGGGAAGCGGUAAAGCCAACAACUUCCAAACCAACAACCAAGCCGCCGACAAAGGCACGGCCAACCCGGCCUCCGAUCACUAGGGGAAGAUCAGAAACCAGGAAAGACGAAGCGGGAAGCCACCCGACGAGGCGGCCACCGCGAGCGGCGUCAGCAACCUCGGCUAAGUCAGCUGCAUCCGCUACUUCUGCUACCUCAACCAGAUCCACCGGGGCGAACAGGAGCGCAAACACGGGCAACCGCAAGACCGCUCCGCCAUCGCCGGCACCGGCCUCAAUGGAAUCACCCAACCGUUCCCCGAGACGCGUCAACUCCCGGCUACCGCUGCCGCGGUCAGGCUGUAACGGCGUGCUCCCGCCACCGCAACAGUCACCCCUAACAAUGGACAAGAUUGCUGCCAAGCUAGCCGCCUCGGAACGGGAGGCCGAUGCCGCUCGGGUACGGGCCAAGCUAAAAGCCGCCCGCCUCGGCAAGGGCGUGAGCCUCCCACCGCCGCGCGGGGCCGCGUCUACCACGAGCAACACAGCGGCGGAAGCCGAAGUCGAGGGAACAAUGAAUUCACGUGCGGAAAGCGGAAGUGUCACCGGUUCCGCCUCCGCCUCCGCCUCCGCCUCCGCCUCCGCCUCCGCAUCAGCGUCAGCGUCAGCGUCUAUGUCGGACCGCGCUCCCAGCUCUGCCACCACGGGCUCCUCCUCCAGAGACGAGGAUGUCGACGAGCUCGGGCUGUCUCCGCCACAAGGGCAGCCACAGCAGAAACAGCAGCAGCAGCAACCGACAGAAGACAGGAAGCCGGCACGAAAGAGAGAGAGGCGCACGAGCAACGUGGCGUCGCGCAGGAGGAGUACGCUGCAGCCGUGGGAGUUAGACGCCUUGAUCCAGGGAGGGAAAGUCACUGUCGAGAGGUAG